CCGUGCAUCUGAUCGCACAACACCGGAAAUCAACAGAAGAAAUUCGCGUUGGUUACAGAGUGAUAUUUCUGCAACUUCGGGUGGCACUCAUCGUCUACAGUCGAGAGCCAGAAGACGUAAAAAAUAGGGCUACAUUAAUUAAUGGUUACGUUGAAUUUCUUCUUUUGCAAAAAUGGCUGAAAUACUCACUCUGAAAGCGUUCGUUAACGAGCGACUAACCUCUGCAGCUGAAGAGAUAUUUGGAAUGUUUGAGAAAACCAUUAACGAACAUCACGCGGAAUUUUCCCGUUUAAACGAGGAGCUCAAGAUUCAACGCAGACAACUGGAGACCGUUUUACACCCAAACAAACCAUUACACAGAGCAGACCCACAGCAGUUCAUUGUCAAUGAUCCUGAACAGGAAGCUUGCCAUGAACAACAGCACUGUGACUUGGAUUGGAGGAACAAUGUUAUCCUGCUUAUGGAUGAACCAGCACCCCAACAAAUUAAAGAGGAAGAGGAGGUACAUCGGACCAGUCAGGAAGAAGAGUGUAAUCAAGGGCUGGAAGCUGAUUCAAAAGAAUGUAUAUUGACUCAAACAUUUGAAGAACAAUCUCGGUUUUCCAACACAUACCUAACCAGAAGUGUAAAGAACAUGACAGAAGAACCUCCUCACAAACUACCCAAUCAAAAGGGAGGAAAGCAUGCUGUGCAAGAACGGGCAUGUAAACGGAAUACCAUUGAGGUGUCAAAUCCAAAAUUGCCUGAUGAAAGUCAGUCUGUGUAUAGUUGUAAGGUGUGUGGAAAUACUUUUCACUAUAAGGGUAACUUGGUGAGGCAUGUAAGAUUGCAUACAAAGGAUGCUGAAUGUCGUUGCGGUGUUUGUGGGAACUCCUACCAAGAGGCCACUGAACUGAAAGUCCAUUUAAGAACCCAUAAAUUGUUUCAGUGCACUGUUUGUGGAAAAAUAUUAGUCAAUGGUUCAAGUCUGAAAGUGCACAUGAGGACACACACUGAAGAGAAACCACAUUGUUGUAAAGUUUGUGGCAAAGGAUUUAAACAAAUGGGGCAUUUGAUUGUACAUACAAGGACACACACCAGAGAGAAACCACAUUGUUGUAACAUAUGCAACAGAGGAUUUAAUCAAAUGGUACAUUUGAGUGUGCAUAUGAGAACUCAUACCGGGGAGAAACCUUUUUCUUGUCAUGUCUGUGGUAAAGGAUUUGUCUCUAGAGGAAAUCUAGUUCAACACAUUAGAGUCCAUUCAGGGGAUAAACCAUACAUUUGUAAUGAUUGUGGUAAAACAUUUACUAAGCGUACAAGUCUUAAUUACCACAUGAGGAUACAUAUUGGAGGGAAAACAUUUUGCUGUCAUAUCUGUGGUCAAGAUGUCUGCACUAGUGAAGACUUGAAAAACCACAUGUUAAUACACAUUAAAGGAAAACCAUAUUCCGACCUGUUAAAGUCUUGAGUUGAGGAAGGACAUCAUUAUUUUUUGUAGAUGUUUUCAAAGUACUUUAGGUAAAUAUCUAGAAUGAAUACAUUGAAAUAAUACUAGUACUAGUAAUACGAAUUCCAUGCAAAUCGACAUGUUGAUAUACUAACAUAUUACCUUAUAACACUAGACAGAAUAUUGUAAAGUAGAGCUAGAAAUGGCUACUAUACUAGCCACUGAGGACUAUUUAACUUAACAUUUGAUGUACGCAGGAUAGGCAAGUUUUGCUUGACUUUGAAAGGAUUCAAACCAAAAUUUCCCACCCAUCCCAUCAAAGCCACUCCUCCAAAACACAUGAACGUGCUGCCUUACUAUAACCGAGAGGUAGGUAGGUAGACAGACAAGUAGCCCGUCCAAUAAUUGCAUUCGGUCCAAAUGCCGUGCAAUCAUAAUUGUUAACUUAAUGAUUGAUCGUUUUUAUUACAGUCCUGCGACGCCCACAGAUAUUGGGUUGAUUUAAUUUAAUCAGUAUGCAAAGUUUAUUUCAGCAAAUAUGUCAAAAGGAGCUUCUUAACAACAUUACCUACCCUGCCUUUAAGUAAAUGGAACAUAAACACUGCCUUUCUUUUAUUCAUCAGCCCACAUUACAAUUUACUACUUUGACAACACUUAUAUUUAAUAUAGUGUUAUAUAGAAGAGUAGGCCCAAAUUAUUCCAAUGUAGGCUUACCUGUACCGAUACAAAUGGCAAAUAAACUUGUGCAUAUUGUAUUCUUAUA
Messenger RNA from Osmerus eperlanus (European smelt), 2192 nucleotides. Its product is annotated as zinc finger protein OZF-like. Bases 173 to 1450 code for a protein of 425 amino acids. Lineage: Eukaryota; Metazoa; Chordata; Actinopteri; Osmeriformes; Osmeridae. The record is from RefSeq and is a predicted model, not a curated record. The transcript is spliced from 2 exons. Gene Ontology annotation, molecular function: DNA-binding transcription factor activity, RNA polymerase II-specific; RNA polymerase II cis-regulatory region sequence-specific DNA binding. Gene Ontology annotation, biological process: regulation of DNA-templated transcription.